Molecule: messenger RNA, 1817 nt
Organism: Coregonus clupeaformis (lake whitefish)
Lineage: Eukaryota; Metazoa; Chordata; Actinopteri; Salmoniformes; Salmonidae
Product: interleukin-10 receptor subunit beta
Exons: 7
Coding region: 102-1004 (300 amino acids)
Molecular function (GO): protein binding
Source: RefSeq, a predicted model, not a curated record
AAGUCGGCUACACAUCAAACUCUCAAGAGCAGCCACAAGAAAAAUAUAGCCAACAGAACAUUUUAGUGUCAUUGGAUUAGACUGAAAAUCUCUUGGGAAACAUGCAAUCUACAGUUUUUACUAUCUUGUUUGUUAAAUUGUGUUUAACUUUACAUGGAAUGACAGCAGUGUUAGCUGAACUUCCAAGUCCCAGUAACAUCAGGAUUAACUCGGUCAACAUGGGACUAGUGUUGGAGUGGGAUGCCCCUCAGAACCACACAGAAAACAUAACCUACAGAGCAGAGUACAGGAGCUUGGUCAGCAGCUAUUUGGUUGUAUGUUGGAACACAACAGCCCAAAGCUGUGACUUCACCAGUCAUCUAAACCAAUAUGGAGUGUACAAUUUUCAAGUGAGGGCAGAACGAAAGGGGGACACAUCUCACUGGAUGGUGACUAAGCAGUUUGUCAUGGAUAAACACACCACGCUAGGCCCUCCCGGUGUGACGCUUGUCUCCAGUGGUGCUGACAUUGAAGUGAGCAUCAAAGACCCAGUGCUCAGGAUCUCUGAGUUCAAAGACAUCUACAGCCACGCAACCUUUAACAUCACCUACUGGAAAGAGGGCCAGGAGGAGAAGGCCAAAAGGACGAAUGACACCCAGCUGCGUAAAGUGGUCUUGGCACUGGAGCCAUGGACCAGGUACUGUGUUCAAGUCUGGGCGUACACCCUGAGGUUCUCCAAACACAGCCAGCCCAGCAAUGUUACGUGUGAGAGCACCGGUAAGGGCAAUGACAGGCCCUGGGUGGUAGCCCUGGUGAUGGCUGUGGCAGUGGCCCUGCUGGCCUUGGCCUUCUGGUACUGCUACUGGGUGGUCCACUUCCUCAGACCCAAGGACAAGUUGCCUGAACAUUUCACAGAGUUGCUGUUGGAUCCCCCGUGCUCCUCCAUCCUGGCCAUGCAGAGCAGCCCCCAGCCUGAGAAGGUGUACCACAAGGUCAGCAUCAUGCCAGGUGGGGCAGAGACCUAGGAGAGCUCUAUCUGGGGGUUGGAAGAACGUAAUACACACAGACUGGCAGACAACACUGUGUUCAAGAGUAUCAAAACUGUGAUGUAUCGUGUGAAUUGCGACUGACAGAUCUACAAAUAAUAUUGAGAAGUUAUUUAUGAUGCAAGGUGAUUUGUUGAUCAGUCAGUCUUGACUCGCCUUUAAAGCCGGCUGCAAUGUCGAACGCGCCCAAUCACAAAGAUGUUGAAGUGGAUGGGGAAGAUAUGGGUCAAAAAGAGGAAGAGAGUAGACCGAUGUGAAGGAAGAAAAGAGGACAAGGACUAAAAUGGAUGGCAGAAAAGAGGAUAUGUAUCUUACUGAGAACAGAGAAAUAAUAUUCUAACUGACAUCAGGGAUUUAGUGAUUUAUUAAUCACUAUGAUGAAAUGCUAAGAGAGCUACUUAUUGUAAUGUAUUUAUUUAUGUGACCUUUAUGUGUAUGAUAAUGAUCAAUAUUGCCUAUCAUUCAUUAUGGCCAUGCAUGAUAAGCCUAUACUGGCAUUUUUGGGGUAUCAUGGUAUAGGGCAAAGGAAUGGUUCAACCACUAUGUCAUCAGAGAGAGUUCUAAUGUUUAACUGACUUACAACACAGUCCAAAUGGCACAGGACCAGGGGGGGAGUAUUACAUGGUCUCAGUGUUUAUGCCUUGAUGCACUCUGUGUUUAUAAAGAAUAUUUAAAGGACCAAUGCAGCCAUUUUUAUCUAAAUAUCAAAAUCAUUUCUGAUUAACAAUGAAAACAAUCACAGUAAGGUACUUCAAUUAAAAUGGUUAAAAAUAAACAUUGCUUUUUAGCAAA